Molecule: messenger RNA, 1748 nt
Organism: Nymphalis io (European peacock)
Lineage: Eukaryota; Metazoa; Arthropoda; Insecta; Lepidoptera; Nymphalidae
Product: mucin-2-like
Exons: 3
Coding region: 46-1269 (407 amino acids)
Source: RefSeq, a predicted model, not a curated record
UUAAGUUAGUAUGGCUCCAGCGCAGACUGUCUGUGACCAGCCGGUAUGGAGGACGCAUUUGCACUCGUCGUUUUAACACUGUUACAACUAUGUCGAGCGGAAAUAUCAAAUACAGAGUGGUAUGCGGCAAAUCUUAUAAACGAUCCGAGCUACACGCCAAAACCCAUUACUGAGAUAUUCACAACUGAUUUAAACUUUUCACCGAAAAUUUCGACGAUAUCAACACAGACAAACCCUCGAAUGACGCCACCUAAUACGACCACAAGAAGUUCUGCUCCUGCAACGACAACAUUUGGAAACAGUGAAACAGCAACGCAACAAGAUCAGGCGCAAAGAAUACCAUUCCAAAUGAUAGGACUACCAGGCCCUCAACAACAACAAAUAAUUACACAAGCAGUAAAUGACCCAAAAAAUGAGCUGUCUAGCUUUUUAUUAAUUUUUGAUCCGAGGCAACAAACUAGUCAAUUAUUUCAACAGCCAAUAAAUACUUCGCCGCCAACGACGACAGUAACUGAAUCUACCACAACUGAAACUACUACCAGGUCAAUGCAAACUCGACCAACAACAGUACCACCUCAGACUUCAACUCAAACUCAAGCAAAUAUACAAGAAACGACAAUUCUGCCAAGAAAUCUACAGUCACAAUCGAUUCCUUUGGCACCUAUGGUAUCACCAACUUUCGUUCCCGGAAGAUGGGAUAUAAGAAACAUUAUUUAUCCAAUACCAAACAUUCCAAUUGUUAAUUCUAGUUGCAACACAACAACAGUAUCAAAUACAGUUGCUGUUAGUUCAACUAUAGCUCCUCAGACUGUUCGGCCAGGAUCAGGAAGCAGUAAUCCUUUUUUGACAGUUCGCUUAAAAACGCCCAAGGGCUCCUUAACAAAUAUUCGUAUUAAUCCUACUACAACAAAAAAACCAACAACGACAAGACGAAGGAAAUCAAACAAAAAGUCAAACGAUUAUGAAAUAUGCUUAAGAUCGUGUGAUGGCAAAAAGGAGCCGAUUUGUAGCAGCCCUAUUGGAGUGUUCCCAAUUAAUCCAGAUAGGCUGAAGGGCUUCGCGUCGCUGUGUCAUAUGGCGUGUCAUAACUCAUUUAGGAAGGACCAAGUCUACGAAAAAGUGACCGAAGGCAGAUGUGGGAGGUUACGUACCCGUAUUCGACCAGUGGACAAGAAUAAAUUAAACAGAGACGAGUUAAACAAAGCCACAUACACAAUACAACAUAAUGCUCCGGAAACUAUCAUGGAAUUUUCGCCUUUAACGCAUUAAAAUAAGACACAUUAUACCUUAAGUAAUUGUCGAGAUUAGUCAAACAUCACACGUAAACUAGUCGUGUUUAUAGACAGCAGUAUACGUUAACCCAUUAAAUGCGGCUAACGCUUUUAAGACCCCACAAUUGCUAUAAAACCUAAAUAUUGUUAGAGCAUUAAAUGGGUCAAAUAUAAAAACAUCCUUUGAAAAUAUCUCAUUUUUUAAAUGAUUAUGCCAACUGUACUUUAAAAAAAUUCAAAAAGUAUAUUUGAUGAACUAAGAAUAAUGACUUCACUAAUAAUUUUUAUUUUAAAAUAUAAUCAUAGUUACUUUUGACUGAUCACUCAAUUUAUACGCAUUAAUUAUUAUUUGUUAAGAUUUCUAUAGUAUUACUAACAUCAAUAUGUUAUGACUUAAAAUUUUACUUAAACGAUUCCGUCCAUGUAGUAAGUUAUUGGUUUUAUUAAUAUUAAGUUAUAUUUUUUAUGAUAACUUUU